This is a messenger RNA of Eruca vesicaria subsp. sativa (arugula), 3054 nucleotides long. Lineage: Eukaryota; Viridiplantae; Streptophyta; Magnoliopsida; Brassicales; Brassicaceae. The record is from the annotation of a GenBank genome assembly.
AUGGAAAAUAUUCAGAUCGACGCUACAGUUCCAGUGGAUACAGAACCCUCAGGGAUCGGAGACGAUUCCAUGGUGUGUGAUCCCAAUUCAAGACUCCUCCGCACUGGUUUCACAAGACCUAACAACGCAGAUGACACCGUUAUGUUCAUAAACGCUGGAGGAACCGAUUCGAAGGUUCUGGAAGAUUCCGAAUUGAACAUCCUCGGAGACACUUAUUUCGAAGGAGGCGACGUGGUGAGAACUGAUGAGUCUAUAGUUGAAGGAGGAGACUAUCCAUUCAUCUACCGUUCAGCUCGUGUAGGCAACUUUAGUUACCGCAUAAACAAUCUCCUCCCUGGAGAGUAUUUUAUUGAUUUUCAUUUCGUGGAGAUUGUUAAUACCAAUGGACCUAAAGGGAUUAGAGUGUUCAGUGUCUAUGUUCAAGAUGAUAAGGUCUUGUCUGAGUUUGAUAUCUUCUCUGUGGUGGGUGCAAACAGGCCAGUUGUGUUGGUUGAUUUAAGGGUUGUGGGAUUAAUGGAAGUCCUGUGGUUUGUGGGAUUUGUGUCAGGAAAGCACCACAGGUUUCAGAAGAGGCUUAUGCGAGCAAAAGCUCAUGAGAAGUACGAGAAGAAGAUAGAAGAGCUUUCUGAACGCUACCAACAUAAGUCAAAUGAGUGCCACGAAGCAUGGAUGUCACUGGCCUCUGCCAAUGAGCAACUUAAUAAAGUGAUGAUGGAACUUGACAACAAAAUGUACGAAGCACGCUCUCUAGACGAAACUGUGACAACGCAAGCAGCUUGUUUGAACAGUAUCACUAGCAAGUAUGAGAAUGACAAGAGACAUUGGACCACUGCAAUUGCUAGUCUACAGAGGAAACUAGAGAUAAUGAAAAGUGAACAAUCUCAGCUAUCCGAGGAAGCACACGAAUGUGUGGGAUCAAUUCCUGAGCUGUAUAAAAUGGUGGAUGGUGUUCAGGCACUUGUUUCACAGUGUGAGGAUCUCAAGCAGAAGUACAGCGAAGAGCAGGCAAAGCGAAAGGAGUUAUAUAACCAAAUACAAGAGACUAAAGGCAAUAUCAGGGUCUUUUGUCGUUGCCGCCCUUUGAAUCAGGAGGAGACAUCAACGAGAUGUGCCACGACUGUUGACUUUGAUGGAGCAAAAGAUGGAGAGCUUGGUGUUAUUACAGGAAAUAAUUCCAAGAAAGGUUUUAAGUUUGACAGAGUUUAUACACCGAAAGACGGCCAAGUUGAUGUCUUUGCAGAUGCUUCUCCAAUGGUUGUUUCAGUGCUAGACGGCUACAAUGUGUGUAUUUUUGCGUACGGGCAAACAGGAACAGGCAAGACCUUUACAAUGGAAGGUACGCCACAGAACAGGGGGGUCAACUACAGAACUGUGCAGCAAUUAUUUGAAAUUGCUAAAGAAAGGAGAGACACAAUUUCAUAUAAUAUAUCGGUUAGUGUCCUUGAGGUCUACAACGAACAGAUAAGAGACUUGUUGGCAACAUCACCAGCAUCAAAGAAGUUGGAGAUAAAACAAUCCUCUGAUGGAUCCCAUCAUGUUCCUGGAUUAGUAGAAGCAAAGGUAGAAAAUAUAACUGAAGUGUGGAAAGUGCUUCAAGCUGGGAGCAAUGCAAGAGCUGUUGGAUCCAACAAUGUGAAUGAACACAGUAGCCGCUCUCACUGUAUGCUCUCUAUAAUGGUGAAGGCCAAGAACCUGAUGAAUGGCGAUUGCACAAAAAGCAAGCUUUGGCUUGUAGAUUUAGCAGGAAGUGAGAGAUUGGCAAAGACUGACGUGCAAGGUGAGCGUCUUAAAGAAGCACAGAACAUUAACAAAUCGCUUUCAGCUCUUGGAGAUGUGAUUUAUGCUUUGGCAACAAAGAGUAGCCACAUUCCAUACAGGAACUCAAAACUAACACACUUGCUUCAAGAUUCACUAGGAGGUGACUCAAAGACUCUGAUGUUUGUGCAAAUCAGUCCCUCCGAGCAUGAUGUGAGUGAGACUCUAAGCUCAUUAAACUUUGCAACUCGUGUUAGAGGGGUUGAGUUGGGUCCUGCGAGGAAGCAAGUUGAUACCGGCGAGAUUCAGAAGAUGAAAGCAAUGGUGGAGAAAGCAAGGCAAGAAAACCGAUCUAAAGAUGAAACGAUAAAGAAACUGGAAGAGAACGUACAUAACCUGGAAGGUAAAAAUAAAGGAAGAGACCACUCACAGAGAAGUCUCCAGGAAAAGAACAAAGAACUUGAAAGCCAGCUUGAGUCACUGCAUAACCAAUCGGAAAAGCAACAUGCACAGCUUGUAGAAAGACUAAAAAGCAGAGAUGAGACUUGUACCAAUCUGCAGCAGAAGGUUAAGGAGGUUGAGUGUAAGCUUCGGGAGAGACAACAAUCAGACUCUGCAGCUCAACACCAGAAGGUUAAGGAUCUUGAGAACAAGUUAAAAGAAUCUGAAGGCAACUCCCUUUUGUUGCAACAAAAGGUUAAGGAAUUUGAGAAUAAGUUGAAAGAUUCUGAAGGCAAUGCUCUUGUGUGGCAACAGAAGAUUAAAGAGUUGGAGACGAAACAAAAAGACGCGCAAAACCAAGAAGCAGUGCUACUACGACAAAAGAUUAAAGAACUUGAAGUGAGGCUAAAGGAUCAGGAGCUGCAUGUGCAUCAAAUGGCAGCGACUAGAGAAAUCCCUGAUGUUGCGAGUGCUGCUCCUAAGGAAGUGAAAACUUGCAUCAGAGAAGAUAACUAUGGCAAUGAGAAUGCUGAAUCCAAGAACAUCGUGAGAACAUCAAACCGUCUCAAGACGAGUACUCAAAGAAACGAUUUAUUGAAUCUCAAUGAGGUGACUAGCAAGAAGAGGGUCUUGAGAAGCGGCGAAGCAGAGAACAACGGUGGUGAUGAUCCUCAUGUGAAGGAGAAACGGAUCAGGAUAUCAGAUGCACCAAAGGUUGUUGACAGAUUAACGAGACCAACAAGACCAGUUUCUGGUGCGUCGAACCAAGUCCCUGUGGCUCAGAAGAGAGUUAUUAACAACAACAAGCUCCGGUCGGGAAAGAGAGAGAUCCCAAGAAGAUUUGGUCAAGAUAAAUAG